UGAAUCUUUUGAUUUUUCUUUUUUGUCUGGUCAUUAUUCUACUUAGCUUUUUGUUUUAGAUUUUUUUAAAUGAAAAGUUAAGGAUCGAAUAAUAUAAUAUCUAGUGUUUUCAGAAACUAACCUGGUUUGCUUCUUCACAUGAGAACAAUCGGCCACAACAUCCAAUCACAGAUAGAUCAUAAAUUCCAGUUUAAUGAAAAUUUUAGUGAAACUGCUUGAAAAGAAGCUGAUUCAGUACCACAAAUUUAGAAAAAAUGUUUCAAAAUUGUUAUUUCCAAAAACUCUAUACACAAUGGUAGAGGGGCAAAGUGCUUCCAAAGAAAGAUUUCUAUCCUACAGCAACUAGAAGAGACCAUAAUGUAUGACAUGAUUGUAUCCAUUACACAAGCACAUCUCGCACACUGUGCCUAUACCCAGGCAAAGACACAAGGGCUACUCAGGAAGCCAGUCGUGUUUUCUGGCAUCAAUGGUCAGCAGAGUGUGGGUGUGCAGAAGGUGAUGGUCUGGCAACAGUUUGCCUCUCUACUAUCUCCUUCCAUCCCACAAGUGGUGGAAUUCGCCAAGCGGAUCCCAUCCUUCCAGGAACUCCAUCAGGAUGAUCAACUGCUCUGCAUCAAGCUGGGUUUUUUUGAAGUAUGGCUAGUGCAUGCUUCUCGUCUAUCCAAUGAGUCUGGCCUUACUUUUGAAGAUGGGACCUAUAUUUCCAGACAGUACUUGGAGCUGAUGUUUGAUAGGGAGUUUGUUACAAUGGUCUUCAACUUUGUUUGUUGGAUCAAUAACCUACACUUAAGUGACUAUGUUAUUGGCCUCUAUGCAGCUGCUGUACUUGUUUCUGCAGAACGUGAUGGUCUUUACGACCAUAAAGCCUUACAACCUCUUCAGGAGCAAAUCUUGGAAGCCCUCCGGCAGAAAGUGACCGAGGAGCAUUCAAGUGAACCGCACAUCUUCCCUGCCCUUGUUGCCAAGCUCCAGGACCUCCACUUGCUGGGCCGUAACCACCUGGAGCAUCUACGCUGGUUCAGAACCAACUGGAUGCAUCUGAGGCUUUCGCCUCUCUUCGCUGAAGUUUUUGACAUUCCACAACAUGAUGUGGCACAAAGGUGAAGAGGUCCCAGCCUAACUCCUGAUGUUCUAAGUUAUUAACUGCUUCAGAGAAUGUCAUUCUUGUAGAUAUUCUUGGGCCACCUUUUCUCUGUCAUUGGUGUAUACAUGUGGAUCAUUUAGUGUUUAUUAAAUUGUUCUUUGCAGUAAGAACAAUUCGAGAGAAAAUUUUCUUUUGGGUGCAAAAUGUUUUAGUUGUUUGGACACUCAAAACUUAUAUUUUGUUUUUAUACAAAAAUCUGGAAUUCAUCAGCUGUCUAUUAUUUUGGUCAGAUAAUAUUUCAGUUCUGUGCAGUGAGUUUCCAAAGUAGAUAUCAAAAACUUUUCUGAAAAGAUUUCAGAGAAAUUUAUCCACUUUAGAGCUAAAUAUGAUGAUCUCACUUUGAUUGUGACAGUAAAUGUUUUUGCUUGAUAUUGUGAUGAAAAUUGAAAUUGUAUUUUUAGUUCAAUAUUUUUUCCCACCCUAGUUUGUAAGAUGUGUCUGCUCCUAAUAUGUAAUUAUUUUAAUGUAACUUUCAGCUAAGCAAAACGAAGCAAAAUUAUAAAAUAGCCAAAUUAUAAUCUGAAUGAUGCUUUAACCAUGAAGUUUACAAAAAUAAAAAAUCAUUUUGCUUUGGAUCCAAACAUAAAUAGCUUGACCACUUACAGAAUUACUUAAGCUUAUUUAAUCUAGCAGUCAUUAAAAGCUUUGAGACCAUUUCUGAUUGAACUAAACUGCUAAAAUAGAAUUAUUUAUGAAUUACACAAGCAGUAAGUACAAGAAUUAUAAUCCAGCUAUUUGGCAAUUUAUUAAACACUAGAAGAUCGAUUUUUAAUUCUUUAACUUGCUGCAUUCUCUAACCUAUUAUUUAAAACCUCUGUUCUCUCUUUAUCCAUAUACAAAGUUUCUGUUACUUGGCAAGUGUAGGAGAGAUGGAAAGAAAUGUUACUAAUGAGAAUAUAAUGUGGUGCCUGAUUGAAAUGCUUUUCUCUACAUAGACCUGCUCUGUCAGGUUUCCUUCUUUCAAGAAAACACAUUCAUUCUCUAUUUGUUUUUAUCACUUCUGUGAAAUACAUUCACUUCAUGUGUUGUCAUUUUGUGCAUCAUCUAAACUUCAUGCUGUAAUGUCAUAUCCUUUUUCCUUCUGUAAGAUGAGAAAUGUUUCCCCAAAUUAUAUUGGUUCAAUUCAUUUAAUGUUUAUUGUGAGCUUGAAGUGGCUCCACAGGGUCACAUUUAAUUUCAUGUGAAGAGUUGGUAAUCUUAUUGAUUUUAAAUGAGGUUUCAAGGUGGCAUUGGCAUAAGAAAAAAUAUCCAUCUUUAUAACAUUUGGACUGUAUAUGGAUUGAAGUAUUAGAAAUCAAUUUAAAUUCAUUUGGAAUUUCAGAUAUAUAUUUUUAUAAUAAGGUUGUUAUUAACAUCAUCUUAUCUAUUUGAUGUUGAGAUUACAUUGUUUAGUAUUAACAUCAGUAUUCAAUUUUUUUUAAAGUUUAGGUAAGACUAUCUUUUUGAUCAAAAUGUAUUUAAACAUAUUAUUAAUGGAUCAAAGGAAUGAGGGAAUAUAUUUUUAGUAUGGAGGAGGGAAGAAAAAUGUAACAUUUCCUAUAAUAAAAUUGAAACUGUUGUUUUCAACUUUCUAACAUUUUGAACUUAACUUUCUGUGUUGGAUUCAAUUAUAUCUUGUCUUUUGCAGAAGAUCCCUCCCCAAACAGAUUUUAGAAUUUUGAUGAAUUUCAAAAACUUUUUUUUGUUUUGUUUUCGUAACAAUUUUUUGUUUGUGGAAUGCAUUAAUUUUUAUUAUUUUCAAUUUACCCCUCCUUUUUUUUUCUCAUUUCUAACAAGAACCUGUAGUAGGAGGUUGAUUUGCAUCAUAUGCUGGGUAUAUUGUGGUGAAAUUGGAGUCUUGAGCCAUUAAAUUUGCAUGCUGAAAGUUUUGGCUAAGCAAAUGAAAGUUUCAAUAAUGUAGCAAAAAUUGCUGCGAGACAAGCCCUCCACAAUGAAAUGUAGGAACUCUAAUAGUUUCCGAUCAAGAUGCCUUUUCUUCAUUAAUUGCAAGACAGUAUUAGCAAAAUUUGGUGACUUUUUCAUAAAGCAAAUUGUAUUUUUGAGAUUAUAUUAUUGAAUGCUUAUAGAGUUACAUGAUUCAGCUGAUUAUUGAUUUAUGAUGUGGAAAAUUAUUCUGCCUUUGUAUUUGCAGUCAUGGGUCAAUCAGCAUCUUUGAAAGAAAAUAUUGAAUUUUCAUUUUAGAAUUGAUAAAAAAUUGCAAUCAAACAUUUUAUUUUAUUUCAUUGAUUAGUAUAUUUAUUAUUUACUAAGAUUUUUUUUUUUUUUUGUACAGAAGAACUUCUAAAAUCAAAAUGUUUAUUGAGUUAUUGUUAUCCUAACAGAAUUAAUAUUCUUAUUAUUUAUAUGCAUAUUUGUGUGUUUUUGUUGGUAAUGUGAUUGUGUUCUAAAAAUAUUGUAAAUUCUUUUGAAGUAUGGCAUAAGUCUUAAUUGUGAAGAAUUGCUUUCUUUUUAUAAUAAUACUACUAUUAUUGAAAAAUCAAAAAAAAUUAUUUCAAAGAUUGCUUUAUAGCUGUUAAUUUAUUUUGUUCUAUUUAUUAUGUUACUGUUAUGUAGUUUUUUGAAGUGGCAGCUCUAUUUGUCUGGUUACUGAAAUUUUUGAAAAGUUUAAUGUUUGCAACCAGGCUGAGUGCAGUUUGUUCUGUAGGAUUGAAUCAGAAUUUCUCAUUUAUAUCACAUGAGCCUUUUUUAUAUUUUCUUCUUUAAUAUAUUUCUGAAUAAACAUAGUGUAUUUUUCAGAGAAAUUAUUAUGAAGAAGAGCUCAAAAGUGAGAUCUUUUCAUAUUGUCAUAUCUUACUCUUUUAAUUCCCGGAUUUUACUUAUACUCUUAUAUGAAGUAAACCAAAUAAAAUCUAAAAGUUAAGAUAAUAUGCUAAUUACUUUAAGGAAAAGAGGUGUUUUUUACUCACUUUUAUUUGUCUCGUUUCAUUUUUGUGAGAUGGAAUUUUGUAAUUAAUUUUUUACUCAUUACCAGAUGGUAAAGAGUUCUGCAAAAUUGUAUACAGCAUUUAUUAAUUAUUCAUAAUUAAAUUUGAUUGGAUUUAUUUAAAUUUUUGAUUCUGUAUAUAUGAUGUCUUCUGGUAGUGAAUUUGAAAGAAUAUUUAUUAUAACGAAAAACUAGAAGGGGAAAAAAAAUUUUAAUUAUGGUAGUGCAUUAAUAAAAUCAUUUUUGUGAACAGUGUUUUUUAAUAAAUGAAUAUUAAUCAGAUUAACAGAACCUGUUUGUUAGGAGAUGUGUAUAGAAAGAAAAUGUUUAUAUAAAUAUUUCUAGAGAAUGCCUUACUGAGAGAUAUUUUAUUGGAAGUUAUUUUUGUCGUUUGAUAUUUUUAUCAUGUAUAAAAGAAGAAGUUGUAGCUAACAAUGUGUGUGCACUUAAUGUCAUGGUAUUGCAGCAAGUAUGAGCUACUGUAAUGUUGUGUUGUACACCUUCAACCAUCACUGCCACUUCCACAGAGAUGGCCUUCAUAUCACGACUUCUUAGCCAAACUGUGGAGUUUGUAGUAUUCUGAGGAAUCAGUAAAUAAAAAAAAAAUUUCAUACUAUGCA
Argiope bruennichi is the source of this 4687-nucleotide messenger RNA. RefSeq names its product ecdysone-induced protein 78C-like. NCBI's taxonomy places the organism in Eukaryota, Metazoa, Arthropoda, Arachnida, Araneae, Araneidae. Gene Ontology annotation, biological process: regulation of DNA-templated transcription. The record is from RefSeq and is a predicted model, not a curated record. Bases 358 to 1104 code for a protein of 248 amino acids. The transcript has 8 exons. Gene Ontology annotation, molecular function: nuclear receptor activity; DNA binding.